Molecule: messenger RNA, 1545 nt
Organism: Punica granatum (pomegranate)
Lineage: Eukaryota; Viridiplantae; Streptophyta; Magnoliopsida; Myrtales; Lythraceae
Source: RefSeq, a predicted model, not a curated record
CACGAGGGACAAACGCGUGGAAGCCGGAAAGCGGAGAGGGAUAGAGGGAAGGCGAAACAGAAAAGACCACACCAUCUGAGGUGCUCAACUCAAAGAGCAGGAGCUGCCUCCAGACAGGGCAGUCUUAAAAAACAGAGAUUUCGAUUGCAAAGAGGGGGGAGAGGUUGAUUCCGUGAAUGGGGAGAUGGAGAGCUGCUUCCCUUCUCCUCAAUCACAUCAUCUCCCAUAAGCUCCGGCGCCGCCCACCAGUCUCCCCUCUCCCCUUCUUCAAUCAUUUACCCCGCCAGCCCAUCUUUCCAUGGUUCAGACCCUUCUCUGCAAUCCCAUCCCGGGUGCCUGAAUUGGAUCCCGAGUUCCAUGACUUUGAGCUCGAGGACGUCUCACAGCUCGGGGAAGACCAAGAAACCGGGAACAUACCCAUCAAAGCCUUCUUCGUCUCGACCGGUAUUGAUUUGAAGAGCUUGCAAGCCGAGAAUUUAGGCAAUGUUCUUCCUGCCACCUCUCGAUCAUCGAAUUAUAUUGCCCUCAAAUAUUGCGAUUUCCCUUCAGAUAAUACUGAAAUUGGAGCCAAGGCAAAAGUGAGCAGCUGCCGUUACAUGGUUGUGUGCCAAUAUGGGUCUGCUGUUCUGUUUAAUAUUGAGGAUCAUGAAGUUGAGAGUUACCUUGGAACAGUUCGAAGGCAUGCUACUGGGUUGCUUAGAGAGACAAAAAAAGAUGAUUAUGCGGUUAAGGAGAAGUCCCAGUUGAUUGAGGACAUGCAAGGAGGCCCUGAUUACAUAGUUCUUAGAGCUUUGGAUACUGAUAGUAUACGCCUUAUCGGUAGCCUUCUUGGUCAAAGUAUUGCAUUGGAUUACUUUGUUUCCCAGGUUGACGAUAUGGUCGAAGAGUUUGCUGACAUUAACCGGAUAAUGGAAAAAACCGGAACUUUUACGAUGGACCGGAGGAAGCUCCUUCAACUUGUCGGGAAGGCUAAUUCUAGUCUAGCUGAUGUAAUUCUUAAAGUUGGCCUUUUUGAACGAUCAGAAAUUGCUUGGAGGGAGGCAAAAUACGCCCAAAUAUAUGAGUACCUGCGAGAGGAGUUCGAGGUUACUCAACGAUUCGGCAAUUUGAAUUUCAAACUGAAAUUCGUUGAGCACAACAUUCAUUUCCUUCAAGAAGUCCUACAGAACAAGAGGUCAAACCUUUUGGAAUGGUGCAUUAUCUUCUUGCUGAGUAUUGAGAACGUUAUAUCGGUCUGUGAGAUCAUUCGAGAAUCGAACCAAGUCCCGCUGCCGUGAUAUUUACGACAUGCAGCCAAGGAGUUCGUUUCAGGACAAGCUUGGACAGAGAUCAUUCUUUAUUUUGUAGUGUUGGUGAAAUAAUACAUUGAAGGUAGCCGACAAUAGGAUAAGGGUCUAACCAUUUGCAAUUCAUCAUUUUUCUAUUCUUUUAUAAUCUAAGUUUUGUCAUAAGGGGAAAAAAACAUCGAUACAUUUUUCUGUAAUUUGUAGUUUUCAUAAAUAAAUAAAUAAAAGAAGUAAUAAUCUUAGUUUGAUUAAUUUUGAA